Phytophthora sojae is the source of this 588-nucleotide messenger RNA. RefSeq lists its product as hypothetical. The transcript has 2 exons. The record is from RefSeq and is a predicted model, not a curated record. The coding region runs from base 1 to 588 and encodes 195 amino acids. NCBI's taxonomy places the organism in Eukaryota, Oomycota, Peronosporomycetes, Peronosporales, Peronosporaceae.
AUGCGGAUCGGGCCUGGUUUCGUGCUUCUUCCUACUAUCUUCUACCUGCUAGUUUCUCAGUUUGCCGCCGCAAACGACAGCAUUGACUACCCACUGGAUACGAGGGCAUUUUACGCUGCAGGUGGCUGUGACACGUUGGUAUCUGCAGACAUGGUGAGUCCACAGUAUAAGUUGUGCACCACUCAGACAACGUGCUCCUCAAACGACACGUCCGAUGACAUUCGCGUCUGCGUGGAGGACCGAGUCCAGUACUUCCAGGAUGAAUUCGGCGCAUCUCCCUACUUGCUGGCCGACUACUACGCAGACUCGUCCUGUCAGAAGUUCUGGAUGUCCAGGGCAUUUCUAGCGGACGGUGAGUGUCGUGCUCAAGGUGGAAUGAGCGGAGCUACGGGGCCAUAUCUGGCUGUCGUGACCAAUGCACAGGCCAAGUCCAUUGGAGUCUACAUGUCGUACGACGGGUGCUACAACUUACGCUUCUACUAUGGCAUUUUCCCGCUUUCUACGACGAACUUGAACUCAGGGGUCUGCGUCAACGACAAGAACGGAUACGUCAAGUACUACCUGUUUCCUCGCAAGGAGCUUCGCUGA